AUUUCAUCCUUUUCCGGUUCAUGUUAACCUGUGUUACACAUGCGUUGCUGCGAGGGAACCAACAGAAAUGCAUUUGAGGUCGAGAUCUAUAUAGAUUUCUCUAUUUUCUCGAUCAAAUUUAGAUCUAGAUCUAUAGGGAAUUUAGAUCUACGCACGUAUUCUUAUCUUUGAUAUCUAGAGUCUAGAAUCGAGUUUUUAAAAUAAAAUCACACUCACAGACAGUUGAGACAGUGAGUCAGUGUAGUAGUGUGUGACAGUGACACUCACUCAGACUCAGUCCAGCCAGUAGAUCUUCUAGAUUUAGAAUUUAGAUCUAGAUUUCUAGAUCUAGCAGGAUUUUGGUCUUAUUCUAGAGAGUAGACUCAUAGCUACUAGGUCUAGUUCUUUAGAUCUAGAUCUACUUCUAACUAGAAUAGAUCUAUUACUACACUAGCUAGUCUAGUUCUAGAUUCUUGAAGGCCUAACUCAAUUUUAUCCAGAAGUUGUCAUGCCUUCUGAUUCUAAAAAGAAAAGAGAUGCAAAGAAGAAGGAGGCUGCAAAGUCUCGAGGUCAGAAAAAAGUUUCCAAGCAAGAUGGUGAUCCUGAGCCUGACGUCAAUGAAGGGGAGGAAGCUGAAUUAAAUGGUGAAGAUUUCAAUGGAGCUCCAGAAGAAGAAUCUUCAAUAGCUGCACUGGUGGAUGAAAUGGCAAUCGCAGCAAAACACAGGUCUUGUACAGGAGUUUUGGCCUCCCACCCUGAUAGUCGUGAUCUUCACAUUCAUAAUUUAUCUAUCUUGUUUCAUGGAGCAGAGCUGCUUAUGGAUUCCACUCUGGAACUCAAUGUUGGUCGCAGAUAUGGUCUUAUUGGUUUAAACGGCUGUGGUAAAUCAUCUUUGCUAGCUGCAUUAGCUGCGGGGGAAGUUCCAGUGCCAGAUCACAUUGAUACAUUUUUGUUGAGAAGAGAAAUGCCUCCCAGUGAGAAAAGUGCAUUAGCUUGUGUUAUGGAAGUAGAUAAUGAAAGACAUAGACUUGAGAAGGAAGCAGAGGAGUUGGCACACAACCCAGACCCAGAAGCCCAUGAGCGCCUCCUGGAUGUUUAUGAGAGACUUGAUGAGCUGGAUGCAGGGAAAGCAGAGGCUAAAGCUGGCUAUAUACUGCAUGGUCUUGGUUUUACAAGAGCUAUGCAGCACACAAAGGUUAAGGACUUCUCUGGAGGUUGGAGGAUGAGAAUAGCACUGGCAAGAGCAUUGUUUAUACGGCCGUGUUUGAUGCUGCUAGAUGAACCAACCAAUCAUUUAGAUCUAAAUGCCUGUGUAUGGUUAGAGGAGGAAUUGAAAACGUACCCCAGAAUUCUUGUGGUGAUUUCACAUUCUCAAGACUUUCUCAAUGGAGUUUGUACAAACAUCAUCCACAUGCACCAGAAGAAACUCAAGUAUUAUGGAGGCAACUAUGACAGCUAUAUACAGACGCGUUAUGAACUAGAGGAAAAUCAGAUGAAAAAGUACAAGUGGGAGCAGGAUCAGAUAGCUCAUAUGAAGAAUUAUAUCGCCAGGUUUGGUCAUGGCAGCGCCAAACUUGCCAGACAAGCCCAAAGCAAAGAAAAAACUCUGAAAAAGAUGGUGGACAGUGGACUCACAGAGCGGGUUGCAUCAGACAAGACCGUGUCCUUCUACUUUCCAAGUUGUGGUGUGAUCCCCCCACCUGUGAUUAUGGUUCAACAUGUCAGUUUUCAGUACAGUGAAACACAGAAACACAUCUACAAGGAUCUGGACUUUGGAAUUGAUCUUGAUACAAGAGUUGCGCUGGUUGGUCCCAAUGGAGCAGGAAAGUCAACUCUCCUUAAGUUGAUUACAGGAGAGCUAAUUCCUACUGAUGGAUUAAUCAGAAGACAUUCACACCUUAAAAUUGGAAGAUAUCACCAGCAUCUAGGUGACCAACUCGACUUAAAUCUCUCAGCCCUUGAAUACAUGAUGAAAUGUUAUCCAGAUGUAAAAGAGAAGGAAGAAAUGAGGAAAAUCAUUGGCAGAUUUGGGCUCACUGGCAUGCAGCAGGUAUGUCCAAUUAGAAAUCUCUCAGACGGCCAGCGUUGUAGAGUUACCUUUGCCUGGUUGGCUUGGCAAAGUCCUCACUUACUGCUACUAGAUGAACCUACUAAUCACUUGGAUAUAGAAACUAUUGAUGCUUUGGCUGAUGCUAUUAAUGAAUUUGAAGGUGGCAUGAUACUGGUCAGUCAUGACUUUAGGCUCAUAUCUCAGGUGACUGAAGAAAUCUGGGUCUGUGAGAAAGAGACUGUCACAAAAUGGGAAGGUGACAUAUUUUCUUACAAAGAGCGGCUGAUCAAAGAAACUCAAAAAAAUAAUGCUAAACUCAAAGGUCAAUGAUCCUGGGAAUGUAAAAUAAACAUUUUUGAAUGAUU
Messenger RNA from Physella acuta, 2394 nucleotides. RefSeq names its product ATP-binding cassette sub-family F member 2. The record is from RefSeq and is a predicted model, not a curated record. Gene Ontology annotation, molecular function: ATP hydrolysis activity; ATP binding. Lineage: Eukaryota; Metazoa; Mollusca; Gastropoda; Physidae.